AUGGGUUUUGAUAUUCCGGAGCCAUUUGUCUGGGACGAGACCUUCAAAGUUUUUUACAACGAGUUAGAUGAAGAGCACAAGGGCCUGUUUCAGGGGGUUUUCAACGUGGCCAAAGCCCCAUCUGACCAGGGUGCCUUAGAAUGUUUGGCGAAACUUGUCGAUGCCCAUUUUAAACAUGAAGAGGAAAUGUUCAAAGCUAAAAGCUACCCAGACGCGGAGAGCCACAAAAAAGCGCACGACGACUUCAUGGCCACUCUGAAGACGAUCGCCUGUCCAGUCGCUAACGACAAAAUCCACUUUGCCAAAAAUUGGCUUGUAAACCACAUCAAAGGAACUGACUUCUUAUACAAGGGAAAGCUGUAAAGAGGUUCCAGUUCCAGUUAUAUCCUCUAAAAUGGCAAUCAUUGUAUUUAUUAACAUUAUCAUUUUCUAACGAUAAACAUCAUUGGCCUUGAAAAAAGCCUGGUGACCUGUGAAUUUUAUCUAUAUUUCAUCUUAUAUGGCUUUAAAAUUUGUUCAUUUGAAUAAAUUUGUUCCGUAGAUACAUAAUAAAAUUUGAACAU
Molecule: messenger RNA, 563 nt
Organism: Helobdella robusta
Lineage: Eukaryota; Metazoa; Annelida; Clitellata; Rhynchobdellida; Glossiphoniidae
Exons: 4
Coding region: 1-363 (120 amino acids)
Molecular function (GO): iron ion binding
Source: RefSeq, a predicted model, not a curated record